Bombus huntii is the source of this 3149-nucleotide messenger RNA. RefSeq names its product dynein regulatory complex protein 1. Bases 1052 to 3079 code for a protein of 675 amino acids. The transcript has 11 exons. NCBI's taxonomy places the organism in Eukaryota, Metazoa, Arthropoda, Insecta, Hymenoptera, Apidae. Gene Ontology annotation, cellular component: axoneme; axonemal dynein complex. The record is from RefSeq and is a predicted model, not a curated record. Gene Ontology annotation, biological process: cilium-dependent cell motility; regulation of cilium movement; axonemal dynein complex assembly.
AUAACAUUUCAAUAAAAGUAUCUUAUAUAGUAAAUAUAUUAAUACCAUACAUUUUCUUUCAACGAUAGUAGAAGAAAGAUAAUAAAUAACAAUGAACUCGAUCGUAUUUUCAUAUAUUCUGAGCGUAUGUAUGUAGAUGUGGGCAGAAUUGUAAAUCAAUUGUUACCUUGUCUUAUUUGACUAAUCAUUAAAUAACUAAUUAGAUGUCAGAUAAUAUAUAAAACUGUUAGGCAGCAGCAUCGGAUGCGAUCAGCAAUCUAAAACUGGUCGUACAUCGGUUAAAUUUACUGGUAAAGCGGAAUAGUUGUAGGUUAGUAUAUUUUGAUUUAAUUUUGUUAUGUCUACAAUGCCAUGUAACAAAGGCCAUGAAAACGCAGAAAAUUUAAGGAACGCCGGACUAUAGUUGCGAAUAAUUUUUGCAUAAUUACACGAAAUCUUUUCAUGCUGCUUACAAUGAGAACAGAUGAUGCAGUGUAUUUACAUACAUUUGUACAUCUACGAUGAUUUGACAACCAAAGGCUAAUUAAAAAUACAGAACAUAAUAUACAUAAUUAGCUGAAAUGUUACAUAAUCUUAUAAUUUUGAACAUUAUCGAAGGGUCUAAAUUAAAAAUACAACAACUAGAAUCUAAAUUAAAAACUUGAAAUUACCGGAGGAUUUUAAUUAAAAAUUCCUAGAUAUUGAUACACUGAAAAGCUACUUAUAUAGUUAAAUCGUUCGUUAAAAGAUACGCAGCCUAUGCGUAUAAACGAUCUAGCUUUAAUUUUCGAAAUAUCGAGGAACACGCAUUUUUCAUUCGUAAUCCCGAUAGCAGAGAUAGAAAAAGUAUAUCUAUCUCAUAGAUACCGCUUCAGAGAGUGAAAAGAAUUAACGCUAUUCCGAUGUUAGACAGAUAAAAGAUCAAGAUGAAGAAAUCGAGGAAAUAACUCCUAUCGAGAAGCAAAUACUCGAUAGCAUAGAAGCCUUGGACAAAUUAGCCGCAGAAGGCGAUGAAGUGGUUACAGGCAUCAGAGUGGCGAGUGACGCGAAGGAACUGCAAAGACGAAAAGAGAUGCGAGAGAAGAGAGAAAGAUUAUUGGAGGUACUCGAGGAGGAAGAUAAAAAAUGCACGGAGAAAUAUCGCGAGAUUACGGAAAAAUGGCCUGUUAUACUUGCAUCGAAACAUCCGCUGGAUAUUCACGAAGAGUUGGAGAGUCAAAAUGCCAAGUGUCUGGAAAUCUUAGAGAAGAAGGACGCGUUGAUCGCGGAAUUGAAACAAGAACUUGAUAACGCUGAUCUACAGUACGCCGAGGAUGUAAAUAAACAGAACGAGGAGAUUGAUUUGCUUAUCGAAAGGAUGGAAAACCAAAUACGAAUAAUGAGCAAAGCUUAUCGCCGAGAGGUAGAAUUGAUCGAAAGUGUCAUCGAAAUGGAGCGGAAAAUACUUUUGGAAUCUUCUUUGGAGAAGUGGAAUGUAUUAUUUAAGCAGCUCAAUGACGAUACAUUCAACGCGAGGAAAAAAAGGAAGGAGGUAAUGCGCGAGUAUGAAGAGGAAAUGCAGAAAGCGAUGAUACAGCAUCAAGAAGAGUUUAGGAAACAAAAGAUUAUGUUUGAGUUAGAGAUACAGAACCUUCAACAAGAGAUACAGAAUAUGAAAGCCUUCUGUAUGAUGAAUACCGAGAAAUUGGAUUAUAAUUAUGCGGUGCUGAAACGGCGAGACGAAGAGAAUACUAUCGUAAAGAAUCAACAGAAAAGAAAAAUUAACAAGCUUCAGGAUGUUAUUAAUAAUUUAAGGAAGACUUACACAGCACUGGAAGAGUCGACCAGGACGGAAAUUCAAAAGAUCACGAAUCAAAUACUAAAGUCGCAUACAGCUAUAUUAGACUUGGAAGAGAAGUCGAACCAUCUCACAGUCAUCAACGAUAAAAAGUACAUGCAAAUUUGGGACAUGAAUAUCGAAACUGCGAACGAAUUAGUCGAUAAGAUUUUAACGGCAGAUAGAAUUAUACACGAACAAUUGUUAAUAAUGGAGUGGCAACCACCGGAGGUAAAGUUAUUGAAAAAGGAAGAAUUACCGUCGUAUUGCGGAGCGAUGUGUGCCUUGAAAGCAGAACAAGAGGAAGCCAAAAAACGAAAAACAAUAUCUAAAUCAUAUAAACCAACGACUAUCUUAGAAGAAAUUAAUUUAGAACGACGCUUAUUAAAUCAUAUUCUUAAACUAAUUUCCGAACACUGUGAUUACCUUAUCGAAGACACUUUGAAGAAUUUACUCUCCGAUUACACAGAAGAGGAUAAGCUAUUGAUUCGAUUGGAUAAAGCAUUUGAGGCUCUAAAAAUUACAGCCGAAGAAGAACUUCAAUUUUUAUUGAAUUUUUUCUUACCGUAUGCAUAUUGUCCCACGUGUACGGUUAAAACUAUAAGCACACCGAGUGUUUGUGGACAGUCUGCAGAAAUUACGGAAAGUUCUUCGUCCCUAGCCACUAUUUCUGAUGUUUGUGGCAGCGAUACACUUAAUACGAAAGAAGCUAAGUUAGUGGCAGCUAUGGAAGAAGUACUUUGUUGUGAAAAACUACACGAUGAUGGUCAUGAAAGUGACAUUGUUAUGAAUAGAAGCGUUCCUUCGACCGAAACACCGCCUGUUAAUACAGAAGUUGUAUCGACUUGUGUAUCUGAAGGCAUUAUCGAAGUUACUGACACAGAUGGCGAACCAAAACGAUCAUUAACCUGCGAUAAAGGCCAUUUGUUGACAAUUGAAACUGAAUUUGUCUCAAGUGCGUUAAAAGAAUUUGUGGAAAGAUACGAGUUCGUUAAGAAAGAGGUAUCACCUGAUAAAAAAGUAAUUAAAGAGAAAGUCACGAUAUCACGUAAUAUAACGGACGACGAUAUAACUGAUUUUUGGGAACGAUAUAGGAAUAUUUUUCCGAAAGAUAAAGAAAGACUAUGGGAUAAUCUAUUGAUUGGUCUUAAAAAGUAUUAUGAAGUGCUAAAGGAAAGGCAUCAAUUAAAUGCUGAGACGCAAUCGUUACGAAAACAGAAUGCAGAAAUGCGUCGUUUAUUAAGCAAGUAUACCACACAGCCUGAAACUACCAUAACGCAUUGAAAAGAAAACGGAAUUUCGACAACAAAAUUUUUAUGUUGUAGGAUUAAUAAAAAAUUAUUAAUUAUUAUUA